Molecule: messenger RNA, 1536 nt
Organism: Plasmodium gallinaceum
Lineage: Eukaryota; Apicomplexa; Aconoidasida; Haemosporida; Plasmodiidae
Gene: CELF1
Product: CUGBP Elav-like family member 1, putative
Exons: 2
Coding region: 1-1536 (511 amino acids)
Cellular component (GO): ribonucleoprotein complex; cytosol
Molecular function (GO): protein binding; mRNA binding
Source: RefSeq, a predicted model, not a curated record
AUGGAUAACAAUGAGAAUAUAGAUUCCAAUGAUAAUUCUUCUGAUACAAAUACAGUAAAUUAUAAUAAUGGGAAAAGUGAAAAUUUAUCUGAAGGAAAUGAUUUUGCAAAAGAAAAUAACCAUUUAAAUGGGAAUGCAAAAAAUUCUAAAACAAAGCAAGAAAAUGCAAAUAAAACGAAAAAUUCAUCAGACAAAGAUGAUAAUAAUGAUUAUAAUAAUCACAAAUUUCCAUGUCAUCCUGCACCACCAGUUCCUAUAAAACUUUUUAUAGGAAGAAUACCAAAGAACGUUGAAGAAGAUCAAUUACGACCAAUAUUUGAAGAAUACGGUAUUGUUAAUGAAGUGGUAAUAAUAAGAGAUAAAAUAACGAAUGUUCAUAAAUCAAGUGCAUUUGUAAAAAUGGCAUGUAUCGCAGAAGCAGAUAAUGCAAUUAGAUCAUUAAAUAAUCAAAAAACUCUAGACCCUCAAUUGGGAUCUUUACAAGUUAAAUAUGCUUCAGGAGAGGUUAUAAAAUUAGGAUUUCCUCAGAAUAUUGAAUCAGGUGUAGAUCAAGCAAAAUUAUUCAUCGGAUCCCUACCAAAAAAUAUUACAGAAGACAAUAUUAAAGAAAUGUUUUCUCCAUAUGGUUCAGUAGAAGAAGUUUUUAUUAUGAAAGAUAAUUCAACUGGAUUAGGAAAAGGAUGUUCCUUUGUAAAAUUUUCAUACAAGGAACAGGCAUUAUAUGCCAUAAACUCAUUAAAUGGAAAGAAAACUUUAGAAGGAUGUACAAGACCUAUAGAAGUUAGAUUUGCUGAACCCAAAUCAGCUAAACAACCACAAAUCCCAUUAACAUUACAACCUAUGCAAAAUUCAACUCAUGGAAUUUCUCCACAACCACAUAUUAAUAAUCCUAAUAAUAUUAAUUAUGCUAAUAAUUUUAGUAUAAAUAAUAAUUAUCCUCGUCAAAUUGGUCCAUGGAAAGAAUAUUUUUCAGGAGAAGGAAGACCAUAUUAUUAUAAUGAACAAACUAAUACAACUCAAUGGGAAAUGCCAAAAGAGUUUGAAACAUUAUUUAUGAACAGUUCACCAAAUAUGCACAAUUUGUCAGAUUCAUCAGGCCCUCCAGGUGCAAAUUUAUUUAUUUUUCAUGUUCCUAAUGAAUGGCAACAAGCUGAUUUAAUUCAAGCUUUUUCACCUUUUGGUGAAUUAUUGUCAGCAAGAAUAGCAACAGAAAAAAAUACUGGAAGAAAUAGGGGAUUUGCCUUUGUAUCAUAUGAUAAUAUUGAAAGUGCUGCUGCUGCAAUAUCACAAAUGAAUGGAUUUAUGGCACUAAAUAAGAAAUUAAAAGUAACCGUAAAAAAAGGAGAAGAAGAAGAAAUGAAGAAGUUUGUAAAUCAAAAUGGAAUAAAUUCUUUUCAGCAAUUAUCACACCCUCAGAAAAAUAUUCCAUCACAACCUAAUGCAGCAGCACAACCAACUGCUCCAUCUCAUCAAAAUGCACAAUCACAAAACUGUUUUUACACAAAUAACAACUGUUAUAGAUGUGGUCCAUACUAA